AACCCGGCAUCCUUAGUCCAUUCAUAGAUGCAGAACCAUCUGACAUCAGUUGAAUUUCAUUUCUAAUUCGUUCAAGUCUUACAGUGUUUUUUUUCUUCGAUCCUCCUGGCAUCCCUUCUCCUCUUCCUCGGUGUCGAUCACUUCUAACAUGUGCACAAGAUUUUCAUUUUAACAAUUCAACAGUGAAAGAGUUAAAGAGGGCGUCUCGAAACUGGUCCUCGAGUUAUGAUUAGUGUGAAUUGUUUCCUUGGGAGGUAAAUGUUCUCAGGAUGAAGAUAUCUCGAUUGACGUCCUUUCUUUUGUGGGUACUCUUCUUGAGCCAGUGCAACGCUUUGUUUUUAAUGUCGAAAGAUAGGUGUCCUGUGGUAAGGCUGUUACAUGGCAAGGUCCGAGCAAGGGCCAGGGGAAGGAUCGUCAGAUUCAGUUGUCUCGAGGGUUUCACUCUCGUAGGUAACAAGUAUUCCACUUGUAUUCAAGGCAAAUGGAAUACACCUACGCCUGUAUGCGUCAACGCAGAAUGCCCUCUGCCUCCGUUGCCCGAACACGCUCUGGUGGCACCAAAAUACAACGGUGCAAUAUUGAUGUAUUUCUGUGAACCCGGUUACGCGUUAAUUGGUCCAACUGAAAUUUUUUGCAACGGCAUGCAGUGGAAUGGAACAACACCCCAUUGUCGAGGUACAAAUGCGGCAGCUCCUAUGCAGUGCGAUUUCGAGAAGCCAGAUCUUUGUUGGUGGGAACAGGAUCCUCAGCAUGAUUUCGAUUGGCGACGACACAAUUUCCAAACACCGAGCUCUCACAUAGGAACUGGUCCAACACACGAUCACACAUUGGGACCUGGAAACGAUGGUUAUUAUUUGUACAUCGAGGCGUCUGGACGAUUGGAGAACGACACGGCAAGAAUCAUUUCACCUAUUUACAACGCUUCUUACACGGAAAAUGGUUGUUUCUCAUUCUGGUACCAUAUGUUUGGAGCCACGACAGGUACUCUAAAUGUGUAUUUCAAAGAAGAGAAGGAAAACUCAUCCCGUUUGAUGUUCACCAAAGACGGUGACCAAGGGAACUAUUGGUUCCAUGGUGUUUUCAAUCUUCCCAAAGCUAAGAAAGGUUUCCAGAUCAUAAUCGAGGGUGUACGUGGCAGUAGUUACGUGAGCGACAUCGCCAUCGACGACGUCGCGAUUCUGCAGGGUGACAAGUGCCCGGAUGCGAGCAAAACGGAAACAGAUGGUGUCACGGAAGGCGACGACGAUCAAAUCGAACAAGUGAAUGCGCAGCAGAGCUGCCGUGGAAGAUGUAAAAAUAGUGUGACAUACAAUUUUACGACCACGAUACUGCCCACGCUGUCCGAUGCUUGUCUUUGUACCCUCGACUGUGCUGAACAUUCGAUUUGUUGCCCGGAUUACGCGGAAUAUUGUGUUCUCGCAUACACGGAAGAAGUGACAACGGCGAUAGCACUAACAACAGUUCACAAUUAUGAAAAUGGCUCGAUUCCAUCUGUAAAAAAUAGCACUGUGUCAAAUAUGACGACAAUGAGGAUUGGUUUUUAUGGUGGCAAAGGUGUCUCCAUAAAUCCGAAAGACGACAUCGACCCCGUCACCCUGAAGCCAUUGCCGACAACCACCAUGAGAGCAACCAGGCCAGAGAUUGAUAAACCGAUGAAUACAACGCGAUCAACCACCUCUGUCGCUGUCACCACCCUGAAAACUGUCCAGACAAAGGAAACACCAUUUGUAAAAGCGACCACCGUUACCGGGAGAUACGUACGAGUGGAUGAGCAAGCUGAUUCCAAUACAAAAAGACAGGAAUCAGAGAAAUUGCAUCGAGCCUCGACGAAAUUCAGUUCCCCUGGGAUUAUAGGUAUAGUUGUGGGUAUCAUAACAGGAAUAACUAUCUCCUCUAUGGUGGUGAUUAUUAUAUUGAGAAGAAGAAAGACCUACAAACGUGGAACGAAUGGAUCGGCUCUAUCAGAGGACAGCGAUGUUCGUUUUCUAACGUCUGACGAGAUCUUAGACUUCACUCUUGCCAGACCCAAUGACAACGAUGAGACAUAAAUGAAAUCUUUUGGGAUACCAAAAAAGUUAUUAAAGAUAAUUGACACGGGGAAUCGCAGCGAAGUCUAGUUUUUGAGGGAGAUAUGUAAAUGUAAUUGUAUUUAAUAAUUAAAGAAGGAUUGAUAUUCAUAAGUAAA
Osmia bicornis bicornis is the source of this 2185-nucleotide messenger RNA. Its product is annotated as MAM and LDL-receptor class A domain-containing protein 2-like. Lineage: Eukaryota; Metazoa; Arthropoda; Insecta; Hymenoptera; Megachilidae. Gene Ontology annotation, cellular component: membrane. The record is from RefSeq and is a predicted model, not a curated record. The transcript has 11 exons. The coding region runs from base 270 to 2048 and encodes 592 amino acids.